CAGCAGAUUCAUCCUAUCGUCUGGCAACUUAUGAAAACAAAACCGGCGUGCGUUUGAGCUUGCAUGUGUUCCUCCGAUUUCAAAGGACUGCGUAGAGAUUUUCGGAUUUGUUGAUGAUGUUUCGACUCAAAUUUACCUGCACUUUAAUUCGGGGAUUUCCGAGGUUACUGCGCCUUCGUGACACCGGAAAGAUAAGAGUGCAGUGUUACAGUAAGGAUGCUUUCAAACAGUUAUUGCAGCGCGGGGUCAUACAAGAAGUAAUGCCGCCGGACAACGAAGAAGUGCUAAAUCUCUUCGCAUCAAAGCAAUGUAUUUACUGUGGGUUCGACCCCACAGCGGACUCCCUUCAUGUUGGAAACCUGUUGGCAAUCGUUCUCAUGUUACACAUGCAGCGCAUGGGGCAUGAGGUUGUCGCUGUGAUCGGUGACUGUACAGCACAGAUCGGAGAUCCGAGUGGCCGCCUCACGGAACGAGACCAAAUGGAGCAGAAAAUAAUUGAGAAAAACGUAGCCGGCUUACGAGACAACUUAGAAGCCGUGUUCAAGCAUCACGAGCAACAUUUUUGGAAGAGGGAGCAUCAGCUAAUACCUUUACGGAUAGUUAAGAACUCUGAAUGGUACAACGGCCAGUCUGUGGUUCCUUUCAUAGGAGCGGUGGGCCGGCAUUUCCGUCUCGGAAAGAUGAUGACACGGACAAGUGUACAACAGAGACUAAAUAGCGGAGAGGGCAUCAGCUUUGCAGAGUUUUCUUAUCAGAUGUUUCAGUCUUUUGACUGGCUCUACCUGUAUGAUAAGUACAACUGCCGCUUUCAAAUAGGGGGUGGAGAUCAACUUGGAAACAUCGACUCUGGUCACGACUUUGUGAAACGCACGAGGACAAAAGAUGUAUAUGGAAUUCUUACUCCAUUGGUAACAGCUGAGACGGGCGAUAAGUACGGAAAAUCUGCUGGAAAUGCUGUGUGGCUGAACGCUGAAAAGACUACACCGUACGAUUUUUACCAGUUCUUUUUCAGGUUGUCUGACAAGGAAGCCAUCAAGUUUGUGAAACUGUUCACGUUCACCACCCAGAAGGAACUGGAUGGCAUCAUUGAGAAACAAAUGUCUGAGCCCGAGAAGAGAGCAGCCCAGAAAUUGCUGGCGCGAGACAUGACUCUUCUUGUUCAUGGAGACAGUGGGCUCAGCCUGGCCAAAAAUGCUUCCGAAGUCCUGUUUGGCUCAAAGCCCGAGGAAGCGUUGCAGACUUUAGAGGAGCAAGACCUGCGGCUCAUCUUCGGAAAGGCGUCCUACGCACAGUUAGCGAUGGAGCCAGGGACGACCGUGCUUGAUAUGGCAAUGGAAGCGAAAUUGUUUCCGACGAAAGAGGACGCGCUGAGGAUAAUUGACGCUGGUGGGCUCUACAUCAACCAGAGGCGUGUCAGUGCUCCCUCGCACGUCUUAGUCCCGGGGGUCCACGUUCUGCCAAAUAAGAUGACACUGGCACGUGUCGGUAAAAAGAACUACUGCCUAAUUAAGUGGCUUAUGUGAGAUGAGGUGCAGUCCCUCACGCUGAUCCUCCAAGGCGAACGCGGGUCCGCAGAAACUGUCGUUCUGCAGACGGUGUACGUUCCGUAUCUCCGUGUCGAACGACACUUUGAGACCGAGCUUCCGUCGGUAGGUGUCCAGGUAGAGCGUCAUUGCGUCUGCCUAGGUUGGACAGUGACGUUUACGUGUUACAACCCGCUUCGAACUGAAAGAGUGGUGUGGACUGACUCGUGGAAAGUAGUCAUGCGAAAAGUGCCUGAACAGCAACGAGGGGUCGUCGCUGAGCAGCGAGUUCCAGUCGUGGCGGAGGUUGAACUCCGGGUUGUCGCGUCCAGUGUGGCAUUUGUUGAUGCUGAUCAGCCUUCUGUGGCGAGGGUAGUGCGCGAAGAAACUGCCUGCAAUGGUAUGAUGAAACACUGUAUGUCCUGUCAUACGAGGAUGUCCUGGCGGAGUAAAGUGAUGUUGCGGAAAUGAC
Ornithodoros turicata is the source of this 1995-nucleotide messenger RNA. RefSeq names its product tyrosine--tRNA ligase, mitochondrial-like (gene TyrRS-m). The record is from RefSeq and is a predicted model, not a curated record. NCBI's taxonomy places the organism in Eukaryota, Metazoa, Arthropoda, Arachnida, Ixodida, Argasidae. Gene Ontology annotation, molecular function: ATP binding; RNA binding; tyrosine-tRNA ligase activity. Gene Ontology annotation, cellular component: mitochondrion; cytosol. Gene Ontology annotation, biological process: tyrosyl-tRNA aminoacylation. The transcript has 14 exons. Bases 114 to 1523 code for a protein of 469 amino acids.